Chelmon rostratus (copperband butterflyfish) is the source of this 1165-nucleotide messenger RNA. RefSeq names its product 4-hydroxyphenylpyruvate dioxygenase a (gene hpda). Lineage: Eukaryota; Metazoa; Chordata; Actinopteri; Chaetodontiformes; Chaetodontidae. The record is from RefSeq and is a predicted model, not a curated record. Gene Ontology annotation, cellular component: endoplasmic reticulum membrane; Golgi membrane. The transcript is spliced from 12 exons. Gene Ontology annotation, biological process: L-tyrosine catabolic process. Gene Ontology annotation, molecular function: 4-hydroxyphenylpyruvate dioxygenase activity. The coding region runs from base 88 to 1158 and encodes 356 amino acids.
CCCACGAGGGGAAAGUUUGUCAAGUUCCACCAUCUUACCUUCUGGGUCGGCAAUGCCAAACAGGCAGCCUCCUUCUACUGUGAGAAGAUGGGCUUCGAGCCUUUGGCCUACAAAGGUUUGGAGACUGGCAGUCGCGAGGUGGUGUCUCAUGUCAUCAGGCAGGAUAAGAUAAUGUUUGCAUUUGAAUCUCCGCUGAAUCCUGGAAAUGAAGAAAUGGGACAACACUUGAUUAAGCAUGGAGACGGAGUCAAAGACGUCGCUUUCCAAGUGGAGGACUGUGACUUCUUAAUCAAGACAGCGAGGGAGAGGGGCGCCGUGAUCGUCAAGGAGCCCUGGGUGGAGCAGGACAGCCACGGGAGGGUCAAGUAUGCUGUGGUCCAAACUUAUGGAGAUACAACGCACACAUUAAUUGAGUACCUCAGUCCCUAUAAAGGCCUUUUUCUGCCGGGCUACAAAGACCCUCUGUUCAGGGACCCUCUGUUACCCAAACUUCCACCAGGGGGUCUGAACUUCAUCGAUCACAUCGUGGGAAACCAGCCUGAUGAUGAAAUGGUGCCAGUUUCAGACUGGUAUCAGAAGUGUUUGAUGUUCCAUCGGUUCUGGUCAAUAGAUGACAAGCAGAUCCACACAGAAUACAGUUCACUGAGGUCCAUAGUGAUGACGAACUAUGAAGAGACCAUCAAGAUGCCCAUCAAUGAACCUGCACCAGGGAAAAGGAUUUCACAGAUCCAGGAAUAUGUGGACUAUAACGGGGGACCAGGUGUUCAGCACAUCGCCCUCAACACAUCAAACAUCAUUGAAGCCAUCGUGAACCUGCGCGCCCGAGGCAUGGAGUUCCUCUCAGCGCCUGACACCUACUACCACACCCUGCGGCAGAACCUCAAAACCGCCAAGAUCAAGGUGAAAGAGGACCUCGACCGUUUACAGGAACUGAAAAUCUUAGUUGAUUUUGAUGACAAGGGCUACCUCCUUCAAAUCUUCACCAAGCCUGUGCAGGACAGACCAACGCUUUUCCUGGAGGUCAUUCAGCGGAACAACCACUUUGGCUUUGGGGCAGGAAACUUCAAGUCUCUCUUUGAGGCCAUUGAGAAGGACCAAGACGCCAGGGGCAACCUCAAACUGUUGACACCCGAAGGGCAGUCCAAAGCCUUCUACUGAUCCCCCG